Messenger RNA from Tachysurus vachellii, 1732 nucleotides. It is a transcript of the gene ciao1, whose product is annotated as cytosolic iron-sulfur assembly component 1. Bases 266 to 1261 code for a protein of 331 amino acids. Gene Ontology annotation, molecular function: protein binding. NCBI's taxonomy places the organism in Eukaryota, Metazoa, Chordata, Actinopteri, Siluriformes, Bagridae. Gene Ontology annotation, cellular component: cytosolic [4Fe-4S] assembly targeting complex. The transcript has 7 exons. The record is from RefSeq and is a predicted model, not a curated record. Gene Ontology annotation, biological process: iron-sulfur cluster assembly.
AUGUUUGUACUUUUGAGUCACAAACAGCUGGAACCAAGUUCUUUGUGUGUGUCAAACACUUGGCCAAUAAACCUGACUCUGAUUCUAAGUGUAGGGGGCGCUAUAGUUUAUGUAGUAGAAUUGAACAGGAAGCACCGAAGGCGGAACGAGACGAAGUCGGAAGUAUCUGAUAAACAAUCGUUAUAAGUAGCAAGCAGUGUUCUGUUAACAUUAACAGGUGACUUAAGGGUAUAUCAUUAAGGUUCCCGUGUUAGAACAGCAUCAAAUGAAGGACACGCUGCAGCUGCUGCACAGACUGAGCGCUCACCCAGACGCACGGUGCUGGUAUGUGGCGUGGGACCCGACAGGCGCACUGCUGGCGUCCUGUGGAGGAGACCGAGCUAUACGUGUGUGGGGCAAAGAGGGAGACAGUUGGCAGUGUAAAAGUGUGCUGUCAGAUGGACACCAGAGGACAGUCAGGAAGAUCUCCUGGUCUCCUUGUGGGAAUUAUCUCGCAUCCGCCAGCUUUGAUGCCACCACGUGUAUCUGGAAAAAAAAGGAUAACGAUUUUCAGUGCCUUACAGUCCUGGAGGGACAUGAAAAUGAGGUGAAGUGCGUCGCAUGGGCCCCAUCGGGUAACUUACUGGCCACCUGCAGCAGAGACAAGAGUGUUUGGAUAUGGGAAGUGGAUGAAGAGGAUGAGUAUGAGUGUGUGAGUGUGGUCAAUUCUCACACACAGGAUGUGAAACAUGUUGUUUGGCACCCGACACAAGAGCUUCUAGCUUCAGCCAGUUAUGACAAUAAAGUGUGCAUUUAUAAAGAAGAGGAUGAUGACUGGGAAUGCCGGGCAACCUUAGAAGGACAUACAUCAACAGUGUGGAGUCUUUCCUUUGACCCUGAGGGACAGCGACUGGCCUCUUGUAGUGAUGACCGCACUCUAAAAAUAUGGAAGGAGUGUGGAGCAGGUGAUGAAUCUGUCGAGGGUUCAUGGAAGUGUGUCUGCACCUUGUCUGGCUUUCACAGCCGUACAGUAUAUGAUGUGGCAUGGUGUCGUCUGACCGGUGCACUAGCUACAGCUUGUGGAGAUGAUGGAGUUCGUGUUUUUAAAGAGGAAACAGCCUCUGAUCCUGAGCAGCCUGUGUUUUAUUUAUCAGUUCAUAUGCCCAAAGCCCAUAAACAAGAUGUUAACUGUGUGGCCUGGAAUCCAAAGGAAGCAGGUUUGCUGGCUACGUGCAGUGACGAUGGUGAAAUCGCUAUCUGGAACUACCAAUCAGAUGCUUAAUAUGGAGAGGGAAUGACCUGUGAGGUCUGCACUGAAUACAUAAAGCAUUCAGGGUUAGCGUGAAGCAACAGAGCUUAUUGUUUGUUUAUUUCCUAUGUUAGAAUUUGUCUCUAUUAGUGUCUGCUAUUUUUAGGCUUAUUUUACAGUGAUGCUGAUACAGAAACAACACUGUGACAUUCUUCUUCUCAGCUCUGCUGUGCUAGUCAAUGAGACUACUACCAUUUUUUUGUAAAGGCAUCACAGGAACUAAUUUCUCAAAAUUGAGAGACAGGUUUUAUUAGAAAAUAUUGUAAAGAUUAUUCCUAUAUACUAAGUAAAUCACAUACCUAUCUUUUGCAUAAAGAACUUCAAAAAUGGAAACCCCUCAAAAUUGAGCUAUAUGUCCUUUUGAAUGUAUUAAAGAAUACACACGUAUUAAGUCAAUGUAUUUGUAUGUUGUUAUAUAUCACCAUAAAAGCUUCAGCCGUGAAA